Molecule: messenger RNA, 297 nt
Organism: Ipomoea triloba (trilobed morning glory)
Lineage: Eukaryota; Viridiplantae; Streptophyta; Magnoliopsida; Solanales; Convolvulaceae
Product: putative lipid-transfer protein DIR1
Exons: 1
Coding region: 1-297 (98 amino acids)
Biological process (GO): systemic acquired resistance
Molecular function (GO): fatty acid binding
Source: RefSeq, a predicted model, not a curated record
AUGUCUAAGACGUUAUUUAUGGUGUUGAGUGUGUUGGUGAUGAUUGUCGUGGCAAAUGCCCAGACAACAAGCAGCGUCAUCUGCAAGGUGAAAGUCACUGAGCUGGCGGAAUGUCUGCCGGCGAUCAGCGGCGCGGCGCCCAAGGAUCCCACCAAGGCCUGUUGCGAUGUUCUGUGCAAGGCUGACUUAAAAUGCAUGUGCAAACUCAAACCUCAACUCGCCAAGUUUGGUCUCAGCCCUGAAAAAGCCAUGAAACUCCCCGGCAAAUGUGGCCUUAAGGUUCCCCGCCAAUGCUAA